GUUUAUUGUAGGGGCGUACAAAUCGUCAACAAAACAUUGACGCCAUUUUGUGUAUUCAGUUAUUCCUUAUUCCAAAAACGGUAUCGAAUAAUACAAGAAACAUCCAGAUAAUUUUUCGAAGAGUUUAGAUAGUAAUGUUUCUGUGAUAAUUACGGUGUGCUGUUAAAAACGAUAUUUUUUUUGUGAUAUGCUUCCGACAUUGGUCUUUGUGUAAUCUACAAGUAUCUAGGACAUAGUUGAAGGAAAACAUUUAAUUUUAAAGAUGAGCUCGAAGGAUGAUGAGUACGACUAUUUAUUUAAGGUUGUUCUUAUUGGUGAUUCUGGUGUAGGAAAAAGUAAUUUGCUAUCUAGAUUUACUAGGAAUGAAUUCAAUUUGGAAUCAAAAUCUACAAUAGGUGUUGAAUUUGCUACAAGAAGUAUACAGGUGGACGGUAAAACGAUCAAGGCCCAAAUAUGGGACACGGCCGGCCAGGAGCGCUAUCGGGCCAUCACGGCCGCCUACUAUCGCGGUGCGGUCGGCGCCCUAUUGGUCUACGACAUCGCCAAGCAUCUCACCUACGAGAACGUGGAACGGUGGCUGCGCGAGCUCAGAGAUCAUGCGGAUCAGAACAUCGUCAUCAUGCUGGUGGGCAACAAGUCUGAUCUGAGGCAUCUGAGAGCAGUGCUGACCGAGGAGGCGAAGGCGUUCGCCGAACGGAACGGCUUGUCUUUUAUCGAGACGAGUGCGUUGGAUUCGACUAAUGUUGAUAUGGCUUUCCAGAAUAUACUCACUGAGAUCUAUAGAAUCGUGUCGCAAAAACAAAUAAGAGAUCCGCCAGAGGGCGAUACGAUCCGACCACAGAACGUAGAACCAAUAGACGUGAAACCGACAAUGAAUUCCGAUGGGGUGCGAAAACAGUGUUGUCAGUAGUAAUUGUUAGCAAUAUUAUCUAUGUUACACUAAAAUAAAAACACCGGUAAGAAUUCCCACGAUGCAUUCGCAUUUUUGGAUAAUAGGCUAGUGAACUGAUAUUGCUUCACAACACUGUGUCAUUACAGACCUCAAAAGAUUUUUCAUGCCUCUCAGAUGUUUUUUUUUUAUGAAAGUUGUUUGAAUUACGUUCUGAUUCUAAUAGACUAUGCUAUUCCGCCCAAUAUCGGUAUGACGUAACCACGUGCUUUGUGACCAAACUUUCGGUAAAUAUCUGUUGGAAACUCGGCAACUGUGCUCUGUGCUUUCUAACUAUAUUAUGCAAGAUGUGCAGCAAUGUUGCCACGUUACAAAUUGAAUCUCCUUUGGUUUGAAUUAAUAAUGCUUUGUUCUCGUUCACAGUAAGAAUGAAGAAACUAGGAUUCUGUCUGUUCAUUCGUGACGUCACUAGUUGUUAGUGGCUAAUUCCUACCGUUUGAAUUAAACUGUUACUUCAUCUGUGAUUUUGAGAUCUUGAAACCGUUUUUAAAAAUAAAAUAAUUGAAAGAAAAUUCCGUCAUUAGCUCAAUAUUCUAAUUUGUUCUUCAUUGGUGAAAUGCUCAUCAGAUUUUGAUUUUUUUUUCACAACUAGAAAAUGUGAAAAUCUAUUGGAGCCAGCCAGAAUAUCCAAAGAUGCAGAUGGAAUUUUCCGAUUAUGACUCUUCUGAAUGAUAUUUUUUAGAUUUCAGCAAGUAGUGCCGCAUAUUCCUAUUCACUUUGGCUACAGUUUUGUUUGCUGUUUCAUUUGGAAUAUCCUAAGAACAAUAAUAUUAUGAUUGCUGAAAUUUGGUUGAACUGAGCAGGAUAAAACUGUUUUGCCGCGCACUCAGUAUGCUAUCCCAUUUGAGUUUGUAAAUUUUCGGUACUUUUAUUUUGAAUAUAUAGAUCAUAUUAUAUAAGAAAGUAAUGAGAAGAUACAUUUUUAUUUAUAUUUAAUUAUGUCUUUCAAGGGCAUAUUAUGUCUUAUCAGGUGCAUAUUUAUUGUUAACUUAUGUUUAAUUUCUGUGUAUUUUUGGAGGUAUUAAACAUUAAUAUAAAUUCAAUAUUUUGUUUCCUUGUCAAGGUUACUGCAAUGAAUAAUAAAUUGAUGAAUUGUGAAUGUGCUCCAGAUUGAAAGUUAUAAUACUAAUAUGAACUUUAUGAAAAUUACUCACUUGUUGAAUUGAAAUAUCAUAGCACACCAGAUUUGACAAAAUAAUAACCGGUUUCCAAAAAUGGUGUGGAAUGAUUUUUUUUUGUAGUUGAAUUGUUUUAAACUUGUAGCCUGAUACAUGAAAAAUGUAGAUAAAUAAUAUUCUGUUAUAGUACACUAUUAUUAUAAUACUAAUGGUUAUUUUAUUUGGACAAAUAAAAUAAUUGUUGUAUAAGCU
Phaedon cochleariae (mustard beetle) is the source of this 2319-nucleotide messenger RNA. The record is from the annotation of a GenBank genome assembly. NCBI's taxonomy places the organism in Eukaryota, Metazoa, Arthropoda, Insecta, Coleoptera, Chrysomelidae.